UACCAAGUUCAAUCAUCAGAUUAGAUUUAAAAUGGAGAAGGAGAUAAAGGAUAAGAGGGAUCUGUUCCUCAAGGUUCUCCAGGACGGAACGGAGAAGAUUGAAGAAGAAGAUUAUAAAGCUGCUGAAGAGCAUAUCCAAGAGUGUCGUGUUAUCUUGAAAGACCGGAAGAAACUAGCGCGAGAGUUGAUGGUUCUUGAUCUUUACUCCGAACCUGUCUUGAAGGCGGAGAUAAGGAUGGAUACAGGGAGUCUUUACUUAUUAGCACUGGAGCUUAAUGUUAGGCAGAGGAGGAUUGCGAACGGAGCAGAGGAGUUGGUUCAGGCGAUACUAGGAACAGGAUUAUUACAAGAAGGACAAGUAGAGCACUUUUGCAAUAUUUGUAUACAGGCUGGGAACCUUCUUAUCUCUAGUCCUGCAGACAGCAGGAACUGGUAUCUCAGAUCUUUCCGCACAGCAGAGGAGUGGAAGAUGAGUUCUGUAAUGGAGAGAACCAGCUCCCAUCUUGUAAACCAGGCGAUACAGCUCGAUGAUUUUGAGGCAGCAACCGAGUUCAUUAAGUAUAUCCAACCUUGCGCAGAGAAACACCUAAUUAUGUUGAACCUUCAGCUUCUUGGGAACAUAUCCAUGAAUCAGGAUAUUCUAGCAGAGUUCUUUAGUAACAAGAUGACUAAGAGGAAAUUUUUCUCUCUAAUUCACGUUCUCAAAUCUCAGGAUGGAAGUAGAAGAAAACUGGAGAUGAUGAGACGUAUCGUGGAGUUUAUGAGCGUAGAUCACUUCUCUGGGUCUGAUUUAGAGCCGAGUAUGGUUGGAUAUCUCUUGUUUCUUAGCCAAGAUGAAAGUAAAGACUACUGCGCCAGUUACAGGCUUAUCUGUAGAUAUAUCUCAUUUGUGGCUUCAAUGCAGGAACAAAGAGUGUCCAAAUCUCCUGUGGGUUUUGUGCUUAAGAUAGCAGAAAAAAUCGUCAGGGAUUUAAAGAUGUCUGGAAAGUACACAAUGGGGGAUGCCAAGAUUGGCAAGAGAGGGAGCGGAGACGCUAAACCUGGAGAUAAGGAUAAGAUGAAACUUGAACCCAGAGAAGGAGAGAACCUCCAGCUCUGGUUGGAAGGAUUAUCAUGUCUUGCUCUCCUCACAGACCAGAAAUCCAAGUUUAUAUUUUUCACAGAACUACUGGUAAAUCAUGAGUUGACAACUUUUAUCUUUGUCUAAAUUCUCUUACUCCUAGAGUAAAGAUCUUGAUUAAAAAUCUAAUUAAAAAUAAAGAGUUAUUCCUUUA
This is a messenger RNA of Eurytemora carolleeae, 1274 nucleotides long. RefSeq lists its product as uncharacterized. The record is from RefSeq and is a predicted model, not a curated record. The transcript has 5 exons. NCBI's taxonomy places the organism in Eukaryota, Metazoa, Arthropoda, Copepoda, Calanoida, Temoridae. The coding region runs from base 32 to 1207 and encodes 391 amino acids.